AUGUCUGCGAAUUCAAAUAAUGGUACCCUACGAUCGUUAAAUCGAACUCCACAACAAAGUUCUAGUCCUACACCAAUGAAUGAAUCAGGCGGUUCUGUAAUCGAUACAAUAAGAAAACGUAUGCAACAGAUGAAAGAUGAAUUGGCUAAAUCUCAGGAUGAUUUGCAUGCAUAUCAGAUUGAACGUGAACGUGAAAAAAAUGCACGAGAACAAGCUGAAGGUGAAAUGGGUGGUCUUCAACGGCGUAUACAAUUAGUUGAAGAAGAUCUUGAACGUACUGAAGAACGUCUUACACAAGCAACACAAAAGCUCGAUGAAGCUUCACAUGCUGCUGAUGAAAGUGAACGUGGUCGCAAAACUCUCGAACAGCGUACCUUCCAGGAUGAUGAACGUAUGGGUACACUCGAACAGCAGUUGGCCGAAGCACAGCUUAUAGCUGAGGAUUCCGAUCGAAAAUAUGAUGAGGUUGCUCGUCGUAUUGCUAUUAUGGAAGUCGAUUUGGAACGCGCGGAAGAUCGUGCUGAAGCCGCCGAAGCAAAAACUCUUGAACUCGAAGAAGAACUGAAAGUUGUUGGUAACAAUAUGAAAUCACUUGAAGUUUCCGAACAAGAGGCUAUUCAACGUGAAGAAAGUUAUGAAGAACAGAUUCGUGAUUUAAGUACUCGUCUUAAAGAUGCUGAACAACGUGCUGAUCUUGCUGAACGUACAAUGGCAAAGUUGCAAAAGGAGGUUGAUCGCCUCGAAGACGAAUUACUUGCUGAAAAAGAGAAGUACAAGAAUGUCAGUGACGAACUUGACAUGACAUUGAACGAAUUGUCAGGUUACUAA
Molecule: messenger RNA, 828 nt
Organism: Rotaria socialis
Lineage: Eukaryota; Metazoa; Rotifera; Eurotatoria; Philodinida; Philodinidae
Source: the annotation of a GenBank genome assembly